UUUCCCUUUUAAUAGUUUUACUCUUCAUAAUAAAUUCAAAUUGACGUCACAAAGUUAUUAAUCCAAGCUUCACUGUAUUACAGAAAGGCCUGUUUAAUGCGUAUUUAUUAGAGAAGAGAAUUUCCAAUGCAAUUGAAAAAUACGUUUUAUGUAUUAUUGGAGUAUAAUUAAGUUAUUAUAUCAGCGAAUUAACAAGGAUAAUUAAAGAAUCUUUUACAUGAAGGAUUUGAAACACGUCCUGAAACUCCAAAAUCUGAUUCCUUCUUUUCUGACGUAACAAAUUCAACAAUUAUGUGACAAUGCAAGGUUUUUUGACGUCACAAUGCUAUAUUAUGGAUUUUGGUUACCAUCUCAUUUAUGUAUUUGUGGUUUUUGCCAACAUUUUGCCAACUUUAUGGUUAUGUUGUUAUGUUUUAAUGUGACAAUGAUUUUUGUGUGACUGAGUGAAAAUUUGGUAAAAAAUGGCAAACAACGAGUCAGAACAACAGCAAAGUCCUGUUGAGAAUGCAUGGGAAAUGAAAAUACCAGAAUUUACACCCAAAGAUAAUCCACAUGGCCUUUUAGAAGAGAGUUCCUUUGCAACUCUUUUUCCACAGUACAGAGAACAAUAUCUUCGACAAGUUUGGCCUUUAGUUAAAAAGACUCUGCAAGAAUAUGCAAUUUUAGCAGAAUUGGAUCUUGUUGAAGGUAGCAUGACAGUCCGUACUACACGCAAGACUUGGGACCCUUACAUUAUUAUAAAAGCUCGGGAUAUGAUUAAGCUAAUGUCGCGAAGUGUUCCUUAUGAACAAGCCAAAAGGGUACUAGAAGAUGGGGUGGGAUCUGAUAUUAUAAAAAUAGGAAAAAUAACUAGAAAUAAAGAGAAAUUUGUCAAAAGAAGACAGAGGUUAAUAGGUCCUAAUGGCUGCACUUUAAAAUCAAUUGAACUGUUAACUAAUUGCUAUGUACUUGUACAAGGUAACACAGUUUCUGCCUUAGGACCAUACAAAGGUCUUCAACAGGUUCGUAAAAUUGUUGAAGACACAAUGAAAAAUGUUCAUCCUGUUUAUAAUAUCAAAGCUCUUAUGAUUAAGAGGGAGCUUGCAAAAGACCCUAAACUAAAACAUGAGAAUUGGGAGCGAUUUUUACCCAAAUUUGUUAAUAAAAAUGUCAGUCAGAGGAAAAAACCUAAGAACAAGAAAGAAAAGAAGCCUUAUACACCUUUGCCACCCCCACAAACAGAGAGCAAGCUUGAUAAGCAACUGGCUACAGGAGAAUAUUUCCUCAACAAGGAACAGAAAAGAGCUAAAAAGCGAAAGGAAAAGGAAGAGAAACAAGCAGAGGCUGCUAAGAGGAGGGAAGAAAAGAGAAAUGAAGCAUUUGCACCACCAGUUGAACCUGAACUAUCAAAAAUAAAGAGUAAAAUUGACACUACAGUUGAUUUAGAUGCAUUAAAAUCAAAAAUUAAAAAAGCGCAGACGAAAAAAGUAUUCCAAUCAAAAAAAAAUUAAUUGCUGGAAGCUAAAUAAUAAAAAUAAAUGAUUUUUUGUAACCGGAUGUUGUUUUUAUUGAGAUAUUGCAAUUUUACGAUUGUAGUUUACUAUUAAAUAAAAAGAAUUUCCAAUUCGCUUUA
Agrilus planipennis (emerald ash borer) is the source of this 1612-nucleotide messenger RNA. It is a transcript of the gene dbe, whose product is annotated as KRR1 small subunit processome component homolog. The transcript has 3 exons. Bases 462 to 1490 code for a protein of 342 amino acids. The record is from RefSeq and is a predicted model, not a curated record. NCBI's taxonomy places the organism in Eukaryota, Metazoa, Arthropoda, Insecta, Coleoptera, Buprestidae. Gene Ontology annotation, molecular function: RNA binding. Gene Ontology annotation, cellular component: nucleolus; small-subunit processome.